Orycteropus afer afer is the source of this 18099-nucleotide messenger RNA. The record is from RefSeq and is a predicted model, not a curated record. Lineage: Eukaryota; Metazoa; Chordata; Mammalia; Tubulidentata; Orycteropodidae.
AUGGUAUCUGAUUUAACCCAGGCCAUCCCUUACCUUUCUUCUGUUGCGACUGAAGCCUUACUAGACCAGAUGAAGGCUGACCAGGGAGACACGUGCUCUAGUUCAGAUAUCUCCUCAGCAGCGGCUGAAAUCGUGGAAAUCCUACUUGAGAAGCUUCAAUUUGCAGUUGAGAAAAAAUGUAUUGAGAUAUUUUCACAGGAAGAUUUGGCAGCCUGGUUUAAACCAGAUUUACCAAUCAGCGAAGAACAAUUGAUUUCACAAGGAGAGGAACCUUUAAAAGCACCACUGCCUUAUCGUUUGGAAAGCAUGACUGGCAUUACAGAGGAUAUAGUGCAUGUGAUUUUAGAGAAGCUGAUGGUUCUUGUAUCUCCUCAACAUGAACGACCGGAUACAGCUAAUUUAAUGUAUGCAGAAGAAAUACGAAAUUUAGUGUUGAACAUUUUUUCCCAGUCCUCUCUGGUUGCUUAUAUUGAAGAUGCAGUCAGAGCUAUACUAGGUUACAUACAAAUUGGACUUGAUAACGAAAGCCUUAUUGCAACUGAAGAAACAGUGAUUAUCCAUAGGCUACUGGAUGAUAUCUUACCUCAGCUACCUCGAGGGCCAAGUAAAGCAAAUAUCCGAAAGGGCAGACGCCCCAGACUGAGAAGUCCUUCUGGCACUGAAGAAAAGAAGGGACUCAUGGGCACUAGGGCAGCUAAUGGUCCUAGGUCAAGAAGACCAUUCCCACCUAUUAAUGUUCCUGGCAUGGUCCUUUAUUCUGAAGAUGAAAAUGAAGAAGUAGACAAAAGUGUGGGAAGUGUGCUCAUGUCAUCUAUUAAAGAUGAAGAAGAAAACUUACAAGUUCCUGAUAACUUGUUAACACGGAGAAAUGCUGGUUUAAAACAUGAAAGAAACAUCAAGUCACCUACAAAGACUGCUUGUCGUAGCAGAAUAGCAUUUCGUGACAGGAGAUUAAAGACUGACCAUAAUAAUGAGGACCUUUUUAAGGAAAAGCACUGUUUGAAUCAACAUGUUUUGAUUUUAAACAAAGAUGAAACACAUCAAAUACAAAAAACAUCAGAAAACAUAAUUACAAGUAUUUUAGCAGAAAUGCUCAAAGACACAGCUUCUGGAUCCUCUGUAUACUUAGACAAUAAAGAUGGUAAAGAAGUUUCCCUUAACUCAAGAAAACCACAAAGUCUGUCACAUCAAGAAUGGAAGGACCAAAUGUUCUCUGUAUCAGAAAUACAUUCAGUGGCUCAGGAAGUAGCAGAUACUGUGUUAAAAAUACUUCAUAUGACUUUAAGUCAUGCUGUUGAUGCCACUAAAGAUGCCAUGUCUUCUUCGUUGAUGGAUCAAGAGUCUCUGAAUGAUGCUGACAUGCUGAACAAAGACCCAUUAAAAAUAUGGUUUCAAAGUGCAAAUAAAAUGAAAUUUUUAUCUUCACUGAGCAUAGACUACACAAAGCCUUUCUGGUUAGAAUCUGGGGAAAUGCAGUCAACACCUGAAACUGUAGUUGAAAUUAAUGAUAAGAUCAUUGAUGCAGUUUUUAAAAGGCUGAAGUCAUUUAUUUCUCCAAAACUGCAAAAGUGCUUCAAACCAGAAGACCAUGCUGCUAGUUCAAAGCCAGCAAGUUGCCACCUACUGGCCACGAAAUCUGCAUUUCAAUUGCAGCUUGGUGCUUACACAACUAAGGUGGUAAGCAUUGUUUUGGGUGCUAUCCAUGAUGAACUGGAACGUAAUAAGAAAAAGCUAAAUCUUAGGGAGAGUAGCCCUCCUACGAGCUUUACGGAGACAGGAUUUUUUGCCAACACCGAAAAGGAAUUAGACUCUGUUGUCACAAAUCUCAAUAACGACAUUAUGACAAGUUCCUUAGUAAUUUGUAUUUGUGAAAUGCUAAGUGGAACUACAGAUGAAAGUAAUGUUCCACUCCCUUCAGAUAAUCUAAAGGUAAACAUUUCAUAUGAAACUGCCAUCGCUGAUGAAGAAAACAAUUCACCCUCUCACUGUCUUCCUAUGCAAGAGGCAGCUCCCUCUGAAACUCACACAUGUUUAGCUGCUCCACAUACUUACAGUUGUGCCUUUAAUAAAAAGGACUUGGAAAAGAAUGCUAGAUUUCAAGUGUUAAAUAGAAUUGAGGAUACUUUGCAUGACAUGUUAUACAAACUCAUAGGAAACCAUCCAUGCUUUCCCACAUCUGAUAAUGAGCAAAACAGAAAGUGCACCAGUGAGAAACUGAGAACAACCACUGUGUUGCAAUCAAAUAUUCAGUUCAUUUCUAAUAAACUUCUAGAAGAUAUUGUUACAAAAUUAUGUAGUGUAGAGAUGGAUAGCAGCUUCUCCAACUCUGACUUUAAAACUAUCUUAGAGUAUCUCAACACUGACAGCCUGUCAUUUGCUUCCCUUAUGGAGGAAAUGACUAAAUGCACUGACAUAAUCUCCAGCAUGGUGUCCAGUGUGAUCAAGAAAGACAGUCAAGCAAAAACUGCUGCUCCCAAAAUAGGAAGCACAAAAGAAAGCCAUCCAAAUAAACUGAAAGUCCUGGUUUCUGAUAUCCUUAAAAUGGUUUUUGCCAAACUGCAAGGGUUUGCCAAUAAAAAUUUAGAAAUUCUAAGCAUUCUGAUCAAUGGAAAGGAAAAGAGCAGUAAGAUGGACUGGGAAAGUGGAAGUACCAACGUUUGUGCUGACAUUUGUGCACUCGACGAAGAACAAGUGCAGUCUGCAUUACACGUGAAUGCCAAAAAAGUAUCAAGUGCUAUUUUGAAAUCUAUUCAAACAGAAUUAAAUGUGAGCCUGCCAGGUGUGGGGACAUGUGUGAACAACCUACUGCCAAAUAAACAAAUGCUGAAGAAUCUAGUCAAUUUAAUUUUAGAUGCCAUGCCCCCAGAUAUGUUUAGUGAAACUGAACUUGAAGCGAGAAGCACUGAAAAUUAUAGAUACAGGCCAACCUAUGGAAAUUUUCUUCCUGGAGGAACUGAACCAGAGUCAAAUCUAGAAGAUCCUGUGCAGACAGAGAAAGAAUGUCCCGGAGAAAAAAGACCACCCGAAGAAGAAACUAAAUCAGAUUCAUCUAAGCAAUUGGAACUCGAAAUGACCUUUAAAAAAAUUGAAGUAGAACUCAAAGAGCCACAAAAAUCCCCAGUCGUGCCCAUUAUAAGAAAUAUUUUGAAUGAAAUAUUUGAGAAUGAUUUACUUGAUCAUUUUAAUGUGCUUCCUCUCCCAUGGCCCCAUUCAUAUGACAUCCCUCAUGCUGGUGAUGAGAUGGUUGCUCAAGCAUCUGUUCAAUUCCCGAGUAAAAGAACGGCUUCCCUAGUGUCUGAAGCUGAUGUAAUCAUUGUUACAGGUGGUGUCAUCCGAACCAUCUUUCAAAAACUUUAUUCAGUUGCCAUGACAGAGAGGAAUGCAAAUGAAAAUAGAUCUAGCUCUUUUCUCGAACACACCAGUGGAGGAAAGGCCACAAUAUGUUCAGCCAUACUGGACAGAAAUCCAUGUACAUUUCAGUCCAGACUCACUGUUGAUAAACUGACCAAAGUAAAUGUAGUUGAAGAUAUUAUACAGUCAGUAUUAACAAAUUUAGAAAUAUUUGCUACUUCCAAAGUAAAAUCUCUCUUUUGUCCUCAUUUUAAUGUCACAGUUCCAAUGGCUUUAUCAAUGCAUCAGAAUGAGACUAUAUUAAGCCAACCAUGGUUAUCAACCAAAGAGUCAUAUUCUAGUGAUCAAAUAUCCUGUUACAUAGUGGAUCAUAGUAAGUCAGGAAAGACCAUCUCAGUAUGUCAGAUGACUGUCUCCAAAUUAAAUACAUAUGCAACAAAAGUGGCUAGACAAGUUUUACAAGGAAUCAAACAUAAGUUGGGUAAACAAAUAAAAAGUCCAUUCUUCACUCAUAACGUUGUGGCUUCCGAAAGUAUCCCAUGUCAGAUUGUUGACACAAUGUUAGAUAUUACAUCUAUUAAAGGAAAAUAUGAAAACCACAUAUCUAACAAAGAGAUUGAUUUAAAUCAGCCAGAAAGUAUUGCUGAAAAGCUGUUCAAUAAAACUGAUUAUCAGAGACAACUUCCGUUUCAAAUACUGGAUACAAUUGAAGGCAUCUUAAGUGACAUUUGUGAAAAAACAUUGGAUGAGAAUGAUCUCCACCUUACUGCAUCUACUCUUCAGUGUAAUAUAGAUUCAGGACCAAACUCUAAAAUGGUCACUGAAUGUGCAAAUAAGGCUACUUCAAAGUUUUUAGUUCCUGAGUCUUGUGUUACAACGAUGUCCAAUGAUAUGGUUAAUAUUGUUCUUCAUAGUCUUAGAUCCACUGUCAUGCUUGGCAUAAAUGCAGAGGAUUCUAUUUCUGCAAGGUUGCCUCCGACUUUUUCUAAUGUACUUCCAGAAGCAGAGUGUCAACCACCUUUUGUUGUGGAAUCAACUAAUGAAAGGAAUAGGGAGAACUUUCUAUUCGCAAGAAAAGGAAAAAGUAUACAGCAAAUAUCAGCUUAUUCUGACGAUGAUCAGAUUAAUAUACUUAGGAAACAAAACACGAAGAAAUCCCCUUCUGACCCAUGUGAAGAAAAUGCUCACUUCAUUACUAAAGCUAUUUUUAAUAGAUUAAAGUCUUUUGUCAUGGAAAGAAUAGAUAUGCUAAUAACUUUGGACUCUCAGACUAGAGAAGAAUCAUUUGUUAGCCCAAAAUUUGCAAAUUGUCAACAAGACGAUAGCCUAUUUCCUGGAUCAAACCAAAUGCCGUCAGAUGUGAAUAUCCUGAAAAUAUCGACAGCUGAAACCAUUCUCAGUCAAGGGAUCACAGACCACACAUUAGCUAGUUAUAGGCAAAAACAUGGGCCUGUGAUUCAUAUAUCACAUGGUAUUCUUAAAGAAUGUGCUGACAUAAUUGCCAGUACCAUUUUGAUGCUUAUUAAAAAUGACAUAGACCUAGAAAUGCAAAAGAUGUAUUCAUAUCCAAACAAAACGUGGUCUCAAGAAAACAUAAUUGUGAGUGACACCGUCAACAAUAUCUUAAAGCAUUUAUAUGAUAAAAGAUCUUUAAAGAAAAGUAGUUUUCACUCAAAGCAGAACCCUCACCUCUUUACACAACUAACUAUACAAAAUGAAAUGUUGCCAGGUCAAGGCAAGAUAGAAGACAAUACUAAACCGUCUCUCUUUUUAAAAUGUGUAGAUCAAAACCUAUCAAAAAAAGAAAAUCAGAGGAAGGUUUUGGAUGAGAUAUUUAUGAGAAAUGGAGAAUCUGGACAGGAAAAACCAACUGCUUUGUUAAGUUCAAUUAAGAAAGUCUUAAAAAAGGUAUAUCAAAGAGUAUCACAGGAUGUAGACCAUUUGCCUCCCUUUAAUGAACCCCCCUACUUGACAUCUGAUUCUAAAUUUAAAACAUCAGCCUCUGUGUGGAAAAAGACUCUGCAAUCACAUAUAAACAGUGUUGCAAAUGACAUAGUUGAAAGCAUUUUUGGAAAAAUGUUCUUGAUAGUUACGGUAUCUUUGCAUGAAAAUCAAGGAACCAGAGGAGAAUUGGAUGCUUCUGGUAGUGACAAACCCUCGAUGACUCCAUCGCCCUUUAGGAGACUGAACAAAGCAGAGAAAAGGAGGGCUCCUCCUGAGUGCAUGCUCCAGUCAGUUUAUCCUCCUACAGGUUUUACAACUCUCACUCCACUGGAACUUGCCAGGUUACAAUAUUCUCCAUUGCGUGUGAGUGAAGAAUUGGUCCAGAUGGCCCUCAGUAAGAUCAUAAAUUUUGCUUUGCUGAAUUUAAAAGAGAGUUCAUCUCCUAAAGGCCAGUCUAAUGAAAUGCGAUCUCUGAGGUCAUGCAAUUCUAAAGCAUUUAGGAGUAUGCCUAAGCCAGGUUUAAAAAUAAAAGCAGGAUCAAAAGUUACCUCUUUGCCUAAAUUUGGAGCAAAACCACAGGUAGGAGUUAGUCAUGUUAAGGCCAAGGAUAAGACCAAGUCAGGUCCUGGAGAAAAGACUCCAAGAAGCAUCCGGUCCAAGAUUGCCCUUGGGCUGCAGCAGGUGCCUUCAACCAGAGAUUCUAAAAACUUAGUGGGAACAAAACUGCCCACUGCAGAACUCAAAGUGUAUGCCAAGGAUAUAGUAAGUGAUAUUCUGGAAGCAAUUAUGAAAGAAUUGCAAACAGUAAGGCAAAAUAAAUCAGAGAUAAAUGUAAACGAGUUCCCUUCCGAUCAAAUCAGGACAGCGAGUGAAAUCGUUAAUGCAGUUUUUCAAGGAUUAUGUGCUGUCAAGAACAACAACUUGGCUCAUCUGAUGAAAUGCUCACGGCCAGAUGAUCUCAAACUUGCCCAGAAGAAUUUAAGUGUAAUCUCUUUCACCAGUCCAGAACAGUUUUCAUUGGAGAAUGUUUCUUCACAGGUAGAAAAUUUUUUUUCUAAAGAAGACACUUUUAAACAAAUGUUUGAUAAAUGGCAAACAGAAUCCUAUGCCAUGGAAAAUGAGACAUCCAAACUAUUGAUGAUAGCCGAGACUGUUUUGACUAAAAUUUUAAUAAAAACAAAAGAAUUAGAAGAGUCUGUUUCACUUUUAAAUCUGUCACCUCUUGAGGCUUGUGAAAUCAGGGACCAUGAUAUCAAAAGAGCUUCUUCUAAAGUUGAAGAUGCCCAAGCCCAAAUUAAUGUAUUUAGCAGAGAAAUUGUUGAAAUCCUAUUUGAAAAAUUAGAGCAGUGCUUCUUGACACACCUGCUGCUAACUGAUAGUAAAGAAACUCUAGUAAGCAAGCAAGAAACUACUACUGGAAGUAAGUAUGGUUCCUCAAGAACAAACCACCUUAACAACGUACCAAUGUAUGACACGAAGUCGGAAGACAAAACUGCAGAGGAUUCAGGCAAUCGAAUUGCUCAAGAUAUCAUCGAAGAAGUUCUACACAGUUUGGAGUCUUUCGUAGACCUACAAUUUGAAAGUAUUUCCCUUCAUGCUUUUUCUGAAAUUGUGAAGAUACCUGUCAAAAACUUAUUUCCAUCCCUGCAGAAACCAUUAAUGAAAACGAUAUUGCCAGAAUUACAGCCACAAAGUAAGUUUCUUGAUGAAUCUAAAUCAAGUAGUAUGAUUUCCCAGGAAAACAUACAGAACGCCCUUCGACAGCUACAUUCAUUCCAAUCAGAACUGCUCACGUACACGGCUAAUACUGUUACUGACAUGCUUGGUAUAAUUAAGAACAAGCUAGACAGAGAAAUACACCAAGUGGAAUCAUCUUCGGUUAGUGUAUUUGAAGAAAAUAUAGUAGCAAGUGAGAUUGUCAGCAUGCUAAUGGACCAGUGUAGUCAUUUCUAUGAAUCAAUGAUCAAAAACCAUCCAAAGGAAAAUCUUACCACAGGAACUGAAAAUGCCUACUCUGUUAAUUGGGCUGAACCGGCGCCUGGAGAGGAAUCAACCACUUCAGUGUUAAAGGGAGUUAGCUGUGAGGAUGAUCCUUCACAAAUCAAAGUUCCUAACUUGGUGUUUUACUCAGAAGAAGGUAUGAAACAAGAGGACAGGGCUUCCACAAAUCUACCUGCAGUACCCCUGAGGGACUCUGUAGGGUAUACUAUUAAAACCCCAGAGCCAAUGGGAAAGCUUGAAUCAGAACUUAAUCCAUCAUGUUCUAGAAAUGAAAUCCAUGACCUCGGUCAAUUUAAUCAAACCAUGAAAGGAAAUAGCUUUCUGCCUGAAGACAGUAUCUUGCAAAAACCACCUAAGAAAUCCAGUCACUCUGCUGAAGUAAUGGUAACACAAUCCAUGUCCUCUGUGGAAAUAGGAGAAAGUGAAGAUCAAGGAGUACUUUACUGUGAGUCCCCCAAAUCAGCUGUUAGAGUAAACCAAAGGCAGACAACUGUUUCUAUGCUCAAAAUAUGCUUAGCUGCCGAAAAUAUUGUUAAUACCAUGUUGUUGAGUUAUGGCUUUCCAGGUCAACUGCCACACAUUAAUGAAAGUGUGGAAACUAUUAAGCCAUUUUUUGCAUCAAAAGAGACUCCUUUGUCUGCAGAACAAAAGGAUGAGGAAAAAAGCUUGUCAAAAAUACGAGGGAAAAGAAUCAACUAUAAAACUGAGGAAAAAACCAAAAGCCCUGAAGCCAGCGGGAAAGAUUUCCCUUUACUGGACAAGUGGAAAAGUAAAAAGUCCCCAAAGACAGGGAAAAUAGAAGCUCUUGAAGAGGCCAAAGUAAUUGCCUUUGCCAGUCAGGACCUGGGCCCAAAUGAAACCCAUCUAAUAGCAACAUACGUUACUGCAUCCGUGGUCAAGCACUUCAAGAACUUGGAAAACAGAGGUCCUCAUGAUGAAAAAGUACCUAUUUCUACAUUGUCAAGGGAAAAAUAUGAAUCAAAACAGCCUCUAAGAAGCGCACACAGUGACUCUUCACUUAAUCAAUUUUGUGAACAUCUCACUAAAUUGGUUCUUUCCCAUAUAAUUUCAUGCAUUUCUGAUUGCACCAAAGAGGCUGGAGUAAAACAGAAAGCACUGGACAACCAAGAUGCCACGUCUAGCAAAGUUAUUUUAGUUCAUUCCUUAAUGGGUGAGAGCCAGCCAAUUCCUAUCAGUGAAAUUGCUUUAAACAUUUCAGAAAUCAUUAUUCGCAUCCUUUUUAAUAGUGACAUCUUACAGGCAGACAGUACACAAGAAAUGGUUUCUGUGAAGACAAAAUAUAUUUACUGCCCAAGAGAAGAUGUAGUUGAUAUCGAUGACCUCUUUCAGGAUCUCUUAAUUGGAGUGACUCAUGUUCUGUCCAAAGAAAUAGGAAUAAAUCAUCAGCCUGACAGCAAAGGAAGAAACGAAUCAUUUUCUGUGCUUAGAAGCCCUAGUUUGCCGGUGUGCAGCCAAACCAAAACUGUGAAAAGACAGACAGGCCUCAGAGAUUGCAGACCUGCUUCUACUCACCAAGUGAAGCAUGUCCUACGGGAAAAUCAAUUAAAUUAUCUGGCAUGUAAGUUAGGGAGUCUAGUUGGUAGCCUAAAAUCUCGUGAAUCCAAAGAAGUAGUCGAUAAAAUUUUUAAUAUUGUUUUAGAUUUGUUUUCGCCAGGUGAAUGCCCAGAUUGGGAUAUGGAUUCUGGUAAAACACCAAGAAAUAUGUUCCCACCCUCAAAUAACCAGCAAAGUGGCCACAUACCUGGAAAUAACCUAGGGCUUUCCCCAAAAUCUGUUUUUCUGCUGAAUGUUGUAUGUGAGAAACUUAUUCACGUACUUUUGGAAGAAUGCACAACCAACAACUUCCUUAUAAAUGGCCCUUUAUCAGAUGAAAUCCCAGCAGAAGAAUAUCAGCUGUUCAACAAACUUCAAAAUGAAGAGGAUGAAGAAUUUGGUUAUUGUAGGGAAACUACAAAAUAUGACAUUUCAGACCUGUUGGAAGAUCUAGCAGAAACAGAUCAAGAAUCCAUGCUUAGUAUUAUUUCCCAUAGCAUGGUAAAAUCUGUAAUGGAAAAACUGUCGCACAGUAUACAGCAACCCUCCAGAAGUCCACCUUAUGCUAGCAGGCAUUUAAAGUAUAGAACAAAAGAGAGACUUUCUAGUUUCCCAAGGCCAAAAAUGCCAGAAUUUAGAGAAUCAAGACAGGGUAAAGACUCCAUAAGAUUCAUAAGCCAUGACAGCAAGCCUUUGACAAGGGUAGUGAAUAAUCUGCAGGUGACUGAUUCCGAAAUAAAAUCCCCAUUUGAUGAGCCAUUUAUAGUAAAAUCUUCUUUACCACCUAUUCAAAGACCAGGAAAAAAGAAGAUGAAUGCCACAGCCAUUCAUAACGUGCUACAUCUGGGUGGCAUGAGCACAGGGGUUUACCCUGCCACAUUUUUGGAGGAAAUAAUUUCAGACAUUUUUCUACACCUCUGUACCUCGUUGUGGAGCAAAAAUGAAAACAUCACCGAAGCACAGCUCCAUGAGAUGAAUAUAUUAGGGGUCAACUCCGUGGUGAAUGAGUUUAAUAAUGCUCAAGUUACUGUUUUACGGGAUGCUGAAGAGAAGGUCUGUUUUCCACCAGUUUAUAAAGAAACUGUUAGUAAUAUUGUUCACUCAGUUUAUAAUGAUGUUUUACGGAAAUAUGAAUUGCAAGAGACUUGUGGUGAUAAUCUGGCACAUGUUGUCACCUCAGUAGCUGAACAAAUAACUAAUGGCAUAUUGAUAGAAAUUUUAGACUAUGAACUCCCAUUGUGUUUUGUAGGAAAGCUUAUGCCCAAUUCGUAUUACCCUCUCAAAGCCAAAAACAUACUGCACAAACUUCAAAAUAGCCUGAGAGAACUUAAUUACCCAGCUCAGCUUUCGAUAGGCUAUACCACCAUACUAUCACACUCAUUUUUAGAAGAUGUCAUCAGAAGGUUAUUAUCUCAGCUCUUUCCUCUACCCAGCAAGGCCUCAUGCCUAAGAAAGAAGUAUUUCAACAUUUCAGAUUUUAAUGAGAUAUCCACCUGUAUAAUAAAAAAGGUUAUGUUAGCCAUUUCAAAACAUAAGAUUUGGCUCACUAAAUCUGAUCAUCACUAUCUAUAUAUGGAAGAAGACCUACAUAAAGUGGCGGAGUCUGUUUAUAGUAAUAUUUUGCAAGUAUCUGGCUCUCUUGUGUCAAUACAGAAAAGUCUAGUAAGCCAAAGCCCAAUUAUGGUUGACCGAAUGGCCAGUCUUAUUAUUCAAGUGGUUAUUGAAAAUCAUCUUCAACCCUUUUUGUGUGGAGAGUGCAUCCCUCGUCCAAGGACUCCAAUGGAUGAGAUAUCAUGUAUGGUUAGAGGAGUUCUCACUGAAGCCACAAAAUCACAUAGAUCCCAGAAGCCAUUAUCACUAAAUAUGGGCAUUUACCCUAAGGCAUUUGUAGAAGAAGUCACUGCCAAGCUUAUAACAAAGAUCUUCAGUCCACAAUGUAACACUGAGCUUGAGCUUGAAAAGAUUACUCAAAAAAUUGUCAACUCAAUAAAUAACCAUUUCAACAAAGCUAAAAUCUGCCUUCUUUGUGAUGACAAAGAGCCAACUUUAUCCAUAUUAGAUACAGAUACGAUGGAUGAACUCGUCAAGUCAGUUUAUAGGGAUAUUCUGAAACAGCAUGGGCUGGCCCCUGGUACUGAUAACAAAGAACUCAAAGGCAGUGAUAUCUUUGUGGAAAGUAUUACCAACUCACUUGUAGCAUCAAUUUCCAACUACCUUUUGCAUCCACUGUUUUCUGGGGAUUUGUCUGCUUAUUGUUAUUGUACUUUAACCGCAGAGAACAUUGUUCAAAACAUCCUUGGUGGCUUCAGUAAAUCUACGAAACCAAGCAACCACUUAUUCCCGUAUAACACAUUGCUGCCAUACACAUUUUUCGAAGACAUAAUCAGAAUGCUGUUAUCUAGAAUUUUUCCUCCAGCACACAACAGGGUUCCGUACAGGGAAACCCCAACAACCAGAGUAGAAGUUAAUUUCAAUGAAAUCUCUUCACAGCUAAUCAGUGAUAUUAGGAUGAAAAUUUACCAACAUGAAAUUCGAUUUGCAAAAGAUGACGAAGUAAGCACGUUUGCUUAUUCAGAGGAUGAUGCUCAGCAUCUCAUUGAUUCAGUAUUCAGAAAUAUUUUGAAAAACUCCGAAUCUCAAGAAGCAGUGGAGCCUCAUCUCAUAAACAGUAACAAUGUUCUGAUUGAUAGAAUAGCCGGCUUCAUCAUUAAAAAUAUCUGUGAACAACAUCUUAGUCCAUUUGUAUAUGGAAAGUCAUUCUUGCCUUCAUCCUAUCCCUACUUUGAUGGUGCACAAAGGAAGCAGUUUUUUGUUGGUAUUUAUUCCUCAAUCUUUUUGGAAGAUGUGGUCUCUGGAGUUUUAAGCAAAAUUUUCCACCGGGUGAUAGGCAUUGUACAAACAAAAUCAGUAAGAGAGUCAGAAAAAGAACUGCUAGAAACAGCUGAGAAACUCAUAUAUUUGAUAACAGAAGAAUUCUCCAAAGGCCAAGUUAGCAUCCUAGAAAAUGCUAAGGAACAAUUGUGUUUGCCACCUGUGGAUAGAGAUGUAGUCAUGAAAACGAUUGGAAUCGUGUAUAGCAGAGUUUUACAAGAAUAUGCAAUGGAAUCCGAUAAUGAUUUUCUCCAUGACACAAAGACAUUGGCUAAGAGGAUAACUAAAAUUAUACUGGCUGAAACGCUUGAUUUCCAAAUUCAUCCACAUUUCCUCGCAAAGCUGUCUUUUAAAUUAUAUUCAAAACUCAAUGCUGAAGUUUUAAUAAAGAGAGCUCAAUAUGAUAUUAGUAAGGCAAAACUCCAAAGACAAGCUUCCACCAUCUACACCACUAUAUUAUCCCAUAGUUAUUUGGAAAAAAUAGUCACUCAGAUUUUAUCGCAGAUAAGUCCAGUAGAGUAUAGUACAGAAGACCCAGGCCCUUCACAACCCUAUUUAAGUAACACAGUCCUGAGACUGAUCGAUGAAACCAUGUCAGUAAUUUCCAAACAUGCGAUAUGUAUUACUACACAUGGAAAUGGAAAACAAAAUGUGAUUUCAGAAAAAGAGCUCCAGGAUAUAGUUGAUGCUAUCUUCAUUGACCUUUCUUCUUCGAAUGUAUACCAGUCUCUCGCAAAAGAUAAAAAAGGUGUCAAUGAUGUAUCUGUUACAAAAAUAGCGAGUCAUGUAAUAAAACAAAUCUUUAACCAUCAUCUUCAGUCAUUUUUAUCUGACGAUAGAACUCUUCCUUCAGGCCCAGUUGAACAAACUUACAAACAGAGACCCAGAGAUCCUAAGCAAAAAGAAUUGACUUUCAUUGUGAAUUCAGCUGCCUUUUUGGAGGAAGUUAUUUCUGAACUUUUAUGCAAAAUCCUUUAUGCCUUCUCACAUAAUGUUUUAGCUGCCGAAAAUUCAUACAAAGCCAAAGUCAGCACAACUGACAUUGUUACAACCUUGGUAAAAUCAAUUGUGUUGGAGUUCUCCACAUCGGAAAUUUCAGUUGCAGAUAACUUGGAUGAAAAUCUGUAUUCUUCAGAAAGAUAUAAAGAAAUGGUACAAAAAACCGUCACCUUAAUUUAUGAAAAAAUAUUAGAUGAUUAUAAAUCUCUAAUUCAUGUUUAUAAGGCUAUCCAAAGUGAUGCUGUCAGUUUUGGAAGAAAAAUAUAUUAUUUGCUCUUAGGAGAAAUUUAUGAUUAUCAGGUGGAGUCAUUAGUUUCAGGAGAAUUAGCAACUUCUUACUCUCCCCUGCGGGAGGAGAACAUCAUCAGAAAUGUGCUCAGUACCAUCAAUGAUAGUGGCCACAUCCUACCAUCAUGCACAACUGUAUUGCAUCAUUCCAUUUUAGAAGACAUAGUUUAUAAGCUUCUAACAUAUAUAUCCCCUUUACCUUCAACUGAAACCAAACUAAAAGGGGAAGAAGAAUCACCAGAUUAUGAAUUUGUGGAUGCAGCUUCAAAACUAGCUGAUGAAAUUAUGUCAGAAAUUUCUCAACAUGAGAUUCGACUUGCCACAGCAGAGGAGCAAGCAGAAAUUACCCAGUUAGGAGUAACUGAGAACUUUAUUGACUCCAUGUGUAACAAUAUCAUGAGGAAGUUUAAGUUACAAGCCAAAGCACAGAAAGAUGCAAGCAAACAGGAUGGCUCGUUUAUCAGGAGAAUAGCAGGUUUCAUUAUGGAGGAAAUUAUGGAUUAUCAUCUGAAGCCGUUUUUACAUAAUGAAGAAUCAUCUGCCAGCAACUUACCUGGAAAGGACCGCGUUGGUGAACUCUGUGAUCCUGGUAAAGAAAAAACACUGCCUUCCCCACAGUGCUCUGUGUAUUCUGCAACAUUUUUAGAAGAUAUUAUAAUUGACCUAGUUCACAAAUUUUAUACUCUCCCAAGUAGUCCUAAAGAUCCUAAGAAAGACAAAGAAAUAUCGGAGGGAGACCUCAUGGGCAUGGCUAUAAAAUUUGCAAAUGCCCUGAUAGGGGAGUUUAGGAGAAGUAAAAUUAAAGUUCUAGAAAAUGCAGAAGAAAUAUAUUAUUUUCCACCAAUAGAUAAAGACACUGUUGAUAAAGUAUCCAGUUCUGUAUAUGAAGAAGUCAUGGAAGUAUAUAGAUUGAAUAAUGUCCAGAAAGAUGACAGCAGUAACAUAGUUAUAGAGGUGAUUGCUGCUUUAACUAAGAAAGCCAUCUCCGCAUUCAAAAUUCAACCGCUCUUUUCCGGCGAUUGGUCUUCUACAUUCUUUUCAUCUAUAGAUGCGGAUAGCAUCAUCCAAAAGAUUCAACAUCUACCAUAUAAAACCUCGACAAAGAAUGACAGAAACUCAGUGGGGAACUCGCUUGCUCAAGUAGAACAGUUGUCUAGAUUGACUCUCCUAACAUCAGGCCUGAGAAAUAAGACUGAUACUUUGCCAAGAGGUAGAGGUACAAGUAAUACAAAAGAGAAUUUCAAAAAGGAGGAGACAUCAAAGGAAGUGGGCAGUAUCCACAAGCCAGUAUAUACUGCUGGAACUGGCAUUAUGAAAAGCAAAGUAAUUCCCCUAGCAGCCAGUUCAGCUCAAAGUGUGGCAAAUAAAAAGAAAGGGGAUAAGACGAAAAAGGAAUGUACGAUUAGAAAAGACAAUGAGAAGGUAUCAGAACUUACUUUUCCAACUACCAGUGUGAAGAGUAAGGAUAUGGAUAUUCAGGGGCCUUAUUUGGACGCACCACUUGCAAAGAAUGAGGAAGGGCCCAGUGAAAGGGUAUAUAACCAUUUUUCAGAAGCCCCUGACAAUAGAAAAAACAAGAAGGUUGUCCUGGAACCAGAUUUUAAAAUAGGUGAUAAAAAGCAAGGUGAUGAUACUAGAAAAAGUAUAUUAGAAAAAGGGGAUGAACCCCUUGAAAUACUUCCUUGGAAGUCCGUGGGAAGAAAAAGAGAGAUUCGAGACAGAAAAGACUCUCCAGUUUGCAGAGUUACAGAGGGCAAACAAAUCUGGAACCCUGAACUUGUCCAAACUGUCACUAAAAACCUUUACAGCAAUAUUUUUGAAAUGUCUUCUCUUCACAGACCAGCUGAUGAUUCAAAAUUGCAACAUCCUCUAGGUGACAAAGUGUCAUAUGUAACUCAGGUGCAUGGCAAGAAUUUUGCUUCAACGAAGAAUUCAGCCCCCUCAGCUUCUAAUGAAGAUGAAGUUCCUCCAAAUGAGGAAGGGAAAGAGAAAAGUAACAAUAAAGAAAUCCAAAGUAAACUUGGUCAACCAGAUAGUCCACAGAACCCACCAGAAAAGAAACCUGGGGUUUUGCCUGCUGGAUUUUUGGAAGAUAUUAUAGCCGAAUUAGUUAACAAAUUAGUAUUUUCUUCCUUGCCAGAUACACACGAUGACUAUCAAGAUGUAACCAAUGAUGUAAAUCCAGCUGAGCUCUGUGACAUGGCUAUGAAACUGAUGGAUGCCCUGUUAAAAGCAUUUUCAGAUGCUCAAAUUAAGGUAUUGAGUCCAGAUCAGGGGAAUGAGCAGAUGAGAAAAGGAGCUAAAAUGUUACCACUUCGUAAAGUACCUCUCGGGCAAAAAGAACCAUCUGCAGAUAAAACACCACCCAUGAUAACAGUAAUUCCUAUGGAUAAAACACCACCCAUGCAUAAUAUGGCCUCAGUAACUAACAUACCUUCAGAUGAAGUACCUCUUAUGGCUAAUAAACCAUCAGUUGACAAGAUAUUGGUCAAUAAGGUUGUUCACUCCUCUCUAUGCAGUAUUUUGCAGGAAUACAGGUCUCAAGAGUCCAUUUGUAAGGACAUAAAUAGUAACGGUGACAAUUUAGCAAGAAGGCUAGCUAGUGCAGUAAUGCAAGAGAUUUUUCAACACCAGCUACACUUUUUAGUUGGUGGUAAGGCUCCGUCUUCAUUACAGUUGCCUCUAGAAUCAAAGGAAGUUAUUAAAAAGCUCCAAAAGAUGACCCAAACAGCAUGCAAAGAAUGUCAGACAUCAUCUCCAUAUACCAUAAUGCUGCCUCAUGAAUUUUUAGAGAAUAUAAUUUCUUCUCUUCUAACAAAAAUUUUCUCAACAGUAGUAGCCAACACUAAAACAGAAAUAGCUGAGGACAGUUUUUGCACAGAACUGGAUUUCCUUCAAACGAAGUUAGUAAGUACAGUCAUGUUGCAAAUUUCCAAAGAUGAAGAUGUGACCAUACAGUAUGUAGAAUCCUUAAAUCCUAAUGAUGAUGAACUUACUCCAUUAGUGGUUCAGACUAUUUAUAAUAAUCUUCUCCCACAAUUUGGAUCACAGGAGAUCAUACAACACUGUGUCAUCAAUGGUUGCAGAAUCCUUUCUGAAACCAUCGUUACUUUAGUUUUACGAGAAGUGGCUGGAAAUCAAUUGCAAGACUAUUUUUCUGGAGGGCUGUCCCCAAAUCAGUGUGCUGCGGUAGACUAUGUAGUUGAAAACACACUUCAAAAUGUCAUCCAAAGCCUUAAGAUUGUCCAGCCCCAGUUAAAACUGCCUUUUAACAUCAUAGAAGAAAUUGCCGUCAAUUUUUUAUUGAAGCUUUUAUCUAUGUUUCCUAAGGUGAACAAGGAACAAAACAGUUCUCGAAAUGCUGAAAUGCAAAAAAUAACCACAAAAAUUCUAAGUUCACUUCAAGAAUAUAUCUCCAAAAGUCAUAUUAAGGUGGUACCACAGGCUAAGGAAGAUAGCACCAUAUCUUUGACAGACAGCACAACUAUUGAAAAAGUAGUUACUUCUGUGUACAACAGUGUUUUAAAGCACUCUGGUUCACAUACUUCCAUGUAUAAAGAUUUAAUGGGUCAGAGUAGCGUCCUCUCUGAUAUAAUUGGGUUUUUAAUGGUGAAGGAGAUCUCCAACUCAGAAUUGCAACCACAAAUGGAGGAAGAAGCCUCCAAUUCAGAAUUAGUUCUGGAAGCUGUCGCAAUUAUGGACAAAGUGAUUAAAAUUAUCAAUGACCUGAAGUCACAGGAAAAGCCUUUAUCCGGAAAAUGUUCUGCAUUAGAUGUCAUAUUUUUAGAAGAAACAUUGGCCUUGUUCUUGGCUAAACUAAUGAAAUGGCCAUGUGCCUCCAACCAAAAUGCUAACAAAUUAUCAAAGCCUGAGUUAAACAAAAUUGCAUCUCAACUGACAAAAUCCGUGAUGGCUGAAAUUUUCAAAAAUAACAUUAGUGUUGUAGCUAGUAAUCCUGAAGAGUCCCAUCUAAACCAAGAAAGUAUAGAACUGAUUUCUUGGGUAGUUGAUUCAGUUUACAAUCAUGUGCUACAGCAAUGUGGUACACAUGAGGACCUGUACCAUGAUAUAAGAGGUGCAAACAGAUUCUUUCCGAAACAAGUGGCUUCUUUAAUUAUUAGUAAAGUGUCAAAUUGUCCUUUAGAAACAAUUAGCUCAAAAGAUUCUAGCGCUGAUCUCUUUGGUAAUCUAGAUGUGGACAGGAUUGUUGAAAAGAUACAUGAGCAUGCUGACAAAACAGAGCCUGCACAAGAAGAAGAAAAGUUACAUCAGGAUUUAGCUACGUUUCCCGCAGCAACGGAUAUACUUCUUUGCCAUGGGAAACAGCCCAUCCAUGUCAGCCCAGACAUUGUUGGAGAACACCUAGGAGUCGUUUCCAUUAAAACACAACCUCUUGGGAAACUGAAAGUGGAGUGUUUAGAAAGAACUGAACAUAACUUAGAACUGAGAAAAGCUGCAAUCAGUGGGAGUAGCUACAGAGUAGACAUACCUGAUCCGGGCCAGAGAAAGAAAGAAGGGUGUGUCUCAUUGGAUCAGAGUGGACGGCUGGACAUAAAACCCUUUGAGGUAACCAGGAGGAAUUCCUUUCUGAAUUUAAGAAAGCCUGACAUUACUAGAGUGGCUCUUUUAAAAGAUGUCCGUGACAAAAAAGACCUUAUCAUUCAAUUGGUAACUCAUGAUAUUGACCGUGAAAACUCAGGAAAGAAUAUCGAAGAGGAUCUAAUUUCUUAUGACAACGAGGUUGUUUUACAAGAAGCUGUAAAAGAAGAAGAAUUUGAAAAUUUAGCUGAAGAUCAAGUAAAAGAAGACACAAAGCCAGUGGCCAGAACAGUGGCUUCUCCCAAUUCCAUGACAAGCAUGAGUAGUCUGAAAAAAAGGGUGUUGUUCAGCAAAUAUUUUCACCCCAAAUCCAGUCUAGCUCCCAAAAAUGUUAAGACACAUUCACCUCAGUUGACAGAAUCUGAGGAAACACAAAUGGAAAGUAUUCCUUCUGGCAUGGACGUGACCACCUCACAGUCAUCCACGGAUACAGACUGUUCUUGGGAGAGAGGCACACAGCUUAGCGUAAGUGAGAAAUGUGACUGUCAGUGA